Mercenaria mercenaria is the source of this 1869-nucleotide messenger RNA. RefSeq lists its product as uncharacterized. Lineage: Eukaryota; Metazoa; Mollusca; Bivalvia; Venerida; Veneridae. The record is from RefSeq and is a predicted model, not a curated record. The transcript has 3 exons. The coding region runs from base 243 to 992 and encodes 249 amino acids.
UGACAAUACAUACGAUACAACCGUUACUGUAGUUAAAUGCGAUUACUGCAACAAUAAUAGAAAAAUCUACGAAAAAAAUAAAAAACACAGUUUCAGUACAGACAAGUGUUGGCAGUCAUAAUACCAACGAAGCUAAUUCAGUCAGUGAUAAUGACCUUGACAUAUCCUUAUCACGGACGACUGACAAGAAUAACAUAGACAUAGAUUAUGACCUUGACCUUACCACGCCACUUAGUACUUACAUGAAUGGUACAUGCAUGUUUUAUGACUCUGGCCCAUCCUCGUCACGAAAUGCUGACAGAAAUGACCCGUGGAUGGAUUAUAACCUUGACCUUACCUCUUGUGGAAAUACUGACAUGCUCGACGCUGACAUUGAUUACAGCCUUGGCAUUUGCUCGCCAUUGAGUACUGACAUGAACGGUAUGGACACGAAAUAUGACCUUGACAUGACCUCGUCACGAAACGAUACCAAAAAUGACAAAAGCAUGGACAAUGACUUUGACCUGACAUCGCCACGAAAAGACAACACAAAGGCUACAUAUUUGGAUAAUGGCCACGACCUAACCUUGUCACAAAAUGCUGAAACAAAUGACAAAGGCAAGGAUUAUGACCUUGACCUUAUAUCUCCACGGCAUGCUGCCGUAACUGUCCCAAGCACAGAUGAUGACCUGGAUUUGACAGAACCUCUUUCGUACACUGAUCAAAUGCCCGGAUGCACCGCAACAUUGACAUCAUCGUGCGUACGAGAUCUCCGUGCACUUCUCAGUAUUUCAGACAUUUCCAAAUGCGGCAAUGCCAUUGGUAAAAGUAAACAUAAAGAAGAAAUGCAUGCGCACGGUGUGAAAAGAAAAAGAACGGGAGGCGAAAUUUAUGGUCCACAACGCAAAAGACAGAAGAGUGGUCAUUCUGAUAACACCGUAACUAGACGUAAGUUAAAACGCAAACGGGAGACAAGCAAAUUUGAUGAUGGACAGAAACGCAUAAAAUGGUAAAUUUUUGAAUGUAUCUAGAGUUGGCAGAAAGAUAUUUUUAUUAUUGUUUAAUGUUACAGCAUUUUAAUUUUAAUUUUGUUUUGUCUUCCGUGUGCUGGUCGCACAGAAUUUUAUCUCAGCUACCGCUUUUACAAUGUUUUCCUGUGAGCUGUAUGCAGCACAGACGCUGUUAUCUGAUUGUUUUGAUUGGAAAAAGAACUUUUAUGAUGCUCCUGCCAGAAAGUCGGGAAAUGACUUUUCAUAUAUAUAUAUCCACUGGAAAAUAACAAUAACAUUGAUCAUACUGUACUGUAACUUUAUGGACGAUAUAACUAGAAGUUUCCUGCGGAAAAAAAUGUUUUUACAUAUGCUGUCAUGAUCAGACGUUCACGAUGGAAAAAAAUGCGAAGUUCUUCCUGACAGUCCUACCAGGUAGUCCUUCCCGCUGAAAUAACUUUGCAGUCCUUCCAUGUGAAAAAUAACUCAACCAGGUGUGAUAACCAGAUGAUUUGAAAAUAUCUGCAGAUGCUGUCGCUGGAAAAAGCAUUUGACACAAACACAAACGGAAAAAGAUUUUUUUUUCAAGGUGGAAAAAUUAGUUUAUUUUUUAGUUUGUUGAUUAAAAACUUUGCAUUAUUCUCAUAGGAAUAAAACUUUACACUGGACUAAUUGGAAUAAAGCUAUGCACGGGUACAAAAACGAAUAUGGUCUCGUAGAAAUGAAGCUUUACAUUGAAACAAAAGUAAGUCGGAUCUCGUAGGAAUAAGGCUUUGCAGAUGCAGCGCUAUACAAAAACACUUUUACAAAUCGAACAUUGUUGUCACUGUAGUUGACUUGUGAUACUUGUAUACUAUUGUUGAAAUAUCUGAUACUGUCAGUAAACCUGUUGAUUACAUUA